This is a messenger RNA of Cynara cardunculus var. scolymus (artichoke), 1425 nucleotides long. Its product is annotated as E3 ubiquitin-protein ligase SINAT2-like. Lineage: Eukaryota; Viridiplantae; Streptophyta; Magnoliopsida; Asterales; Asteraceae. Gene Ontology annotation, biological process: ubiquitin-dependent protein catabolic process; multicellular organism development. Gene Ontology annotation, cellular component: cytoplasm. The record is from RefSeq and is a predicted model, not a curated record. Gene Ontology annotation, molecular function: zinc ion binding; ubiquitin protein ligase activity; protein binding. The transcript is spliced from 5 exons. Bases 451 to 1374 code for a protein of 307 amino acids.
AAUAAAUUAUUUCCAUCUCAAAACCCUUCUACAAAUCCUAGAUAGAUUGCCCCAUUUGAAUGAAACCUGGGACUUCAAGAUUACCCAAAUCUUUCACUGUCGGAAUUGAUCAUCACUUCUAUUCAAUUCUUCCCAUCUGUUUUUUCUAUUUAAACCCUAAUCUACUUCUCUCGUUACAACCCCCAAUUUCUGAUGGGUUGCUACUGAUUUUCUCAUCUGGGCUUUGCUCUUCUUGGGGUUUAAUGAUUAAAGGGAAAAGAACUAUAGAUAUCUUAUUGGUCAACUCAAUCUCUUUCCUUAUUUCUUCUUGGUGUUGGAAUUCAGCCAUGUGAUGAGACUUUGUGGUAACGUCCUGGUCAAAUAGCUCAAGUUUGCAGUUUUGUGAUUCUGUUAUCACCCAAAUGGUUGCAGUUUUCAGGAGGUAAUCUAAGAGGACUGCAAAGCAAAAGUAUGGCUCCUGGAGGUAACAUAUACCAGGAUGUCGCUGAAUCGCGUGCUGCACUUGCUGAUUAUGGUGUCAAAUCUGCAAAUGUUGAAGGAAGAAAUGGCCCCAGAUUAUGUGGUUCUGCCGGUGGAAGGCCAGGAAUGGCAUCAAACAGCGCUGUGCACGAGCUACUUGAGUGCCCUGUGUGCCUGAACGUAAUGUGUCCGCCCAUUCAUCAGUGUCCAAAUGGGCACACGAUAUGUGUUGUUUGCAAGUCUAAAGUGCAGAAUAGUUGUCCAAUAUGUCGGCAAGAGCUUGGAAACAUAAGGUGUUUGGCGUUGGAGAAAGUUGCAGAGUCGAUUGAGUUGCCUUGCAAGUACCAUUUUUACGGGUGCCUUGAUAUUUUGGCGUAUCACAGCAGGAUGAGGCACGAGGAGAAUUGCAAGUAUCGUGGGUAUAAUUGUCCGUAUGCAGGUGCAGAAUGCUUGGUAACGGGUGAUAUUUCGUUCAUCGUGGCACAUCUGAAAGCGGAUCAUAAUGUUGAUAUGCAUGAUGGGUAUAGCUUCAACCACCGAUACGUGAAGCCCAAUCCUCAUGAAAUCGAGAACGCUACCUGGAUGUUAACUAUAUUCAACUGUUUCGGAUACCAAUUCUGCUUGCAUUUUGAAGCAUUUCAUCUGGGAACAGCACCGGUUUACAUGGCGUUCUUGCGUUUCAUGGGGGAUGAAAACGAUGCCAACAAGUUCAGCUACAGCCUUGAGGUUGGAGGAAAUGGGAGAAAGUUGAAAUGGCAGGGGAUUCCGAGAAGCAUUCGUGACAGUCACAAGAGCGUUCGUGAUAGUCUCGAUGGGCUGAUCAUAACUCGGAAUAUAGCGCUCUUCUUUUCGGGCGGAGAUCGGCAGGAACUGAAGCUCAAAGUGUCAGGGAGGAUAUGGAAAGAACAGUCUUGAAAGAAAAAGGUUUAGCUUUAAAGUGGCAAAGGGAUUCUUAUUCCAGUGUAG